Molecule: messenger RNA, 2536 nt
Organism: Onychostoma macrolepis
Lineage: Eukaryota; Metazoa; Chordata; Actinopteri; Cypriniformes; Cyprinidae
Gene: enoph1
Product: enolase-phosphatase 1
Exons: 6
Coding region: 1082-1882 (266 amino acids)
Molecular function (GO): magnesium ion binding; acireductone synthase activity
Source: RefSeq, a predicted model, not a curated record
ACACAGUACAACGACAUCAUUUCUUCGCAAUUUUUAAUCCCUUUAUCCAAAAACCUUCAGGAAAAGAACUAAAAUACAAAAUAAAGGACACUUUUUCUAUUCAAGACUUAAGAACACAUCAGCACAAAACCUACAGGUUCAAUCUGAACAAAGCACGGAAUAAGACAAACUUGGAAACAAAACGCCUCGCUAUUUACAAGGUUAGACACUGAAUUCGUCCCCACAGGACUGAAUAACGUUUUUUUUUUUUUUUUUUUAUAUAGUUGUUUAAGGACAGGAAUCCACAAGCUGCCUCCGAGGAGCAAUGUCGAAGUCAGCCUGCCGACCUACAAGAGAAGAUACGCAAGAUGAACCACUCGAAUUUGGACAGGUUAAAGAAAAAGAAAAAACAGCACGUCCAUGUUUCAGUGUUUAACUUCUUGAGCUGUCGAUUUUAAACUAGGAAAACCAUCAUUAAAGAUUAAAGAUCAUAUGUUCGACAUCUUAUAUUGACAAAACAGCUCAUAAGCCAGCAAAAGCUUCAGCUCCAGGCGGUCGGUCGACCAAUCGAGGAGCGAGCCCAAACGUCUUCCCCUUUAAACCAAAAAUUGACAUUUGCAUUUAGCCAAUACGUGAGUUGGUUUCAUCUGUCUAACACAGAUUUGUCAGCUUUCAAUGGCUUGGUAAACCCACUUUACAUAUGAUCUUUAAAGGCUAUGCGCUUAAGAAAAAGCCUUGAGGUGUACCCAUUUGAAGUUCUCUAUGGCCUCUAAAGAAAAAGCAAGCAUUAUGAGAGAAAUAUUUAUGCAAUUAUUUACAAGGGAGGUGUGACUGAAACCAAAGAAAUAAAAAGAAUAAAUCACUGAAGCUCCACAACUGAAAUACAAGAGCACUACAAUUGAAAAAAGAGAAUACAACAAUUAAGCAGUUAUGAAUCACUUUUAGGUUACGUUAAUAAAGUCCUGGAAAAAACACAUUUGGAACUGUUAACGAAAACCAACAACUUAAGGAAAAUGAGGGAAGCUCCUUUGUCUUUUUGUUUGUUUUACGCUGGUACAGGAAGUUUGAAGAGACCAUACCACAGGACAGCGCUUUCUUGUGCAUGCCGUGCUCUCUGCCCGCUAUGUGCGACGCCCAGAGAAUGUCGUGGUCAGGUGACACACGGCCUGCAAUGAAGUCCCCGCUGGCAGGUACAAACAAGGACGUGUUAUUUCCCUACAUCAGAGAGAAUCUGGAGGAGUAUCUGUCUGCUCACUGGGAAGAGGAUGAAUGCAAACAAGACGUCCAUCUGCUCAAGAAACAGGCUGAAGAAGACUUGCGGCAGAAUAAAGCGUGUCACGUUCAUGCGGUGGACCAGACGGUUCACACAGACGAGGAGAAGGCCAUCCGGGAGGUGGUGGAUAGCGUGCUGUGGCAGAUGGCAGCGGACAGAAAGAGCACUGCGCUCAAACAGCUGCAGGGCCACAUGUGGAGAGCUGCGUAUGUGACGGGGAAAAUCAAAGGCGAGGUGUACCAGGAUGUGGCUCCAGCCAUCAGACGGUGGAGACAUCGCGGCCUGAAGGUCUACAUCUACUCUUCAGGAAGCGUGGAGGCUCAGAAGCUGCUCUUUGGCUAUUCUGUCGAAGGCCAUCUAUUAGAUCUGUUUGAUGGUCACUUCGACACCAACAUUGGUGCCAAAGUAGAAGGUAAGAGCUACGAGAACAUCGCAGAGAGGAUUGGAUGCCAACCCGAGGAAAUCAUGUUCUUAACCGACGUCUCACGAGAGGCAAAGGCAGCAGAGGAAGCCGGGGUGAACGUGAUCGUGGUAGUUAGACCUGGUAACAUGGAGUUAACCGAAGAGGAGAGGAGCCAUUAUAGAAUAAUCACAUCUUUCAACCAGUUAGAACUGAGCGGGAACGUUUGACGGCGCAGAACCGGGCUCAGCAUCGGAUCAUGUGAAAAACCAGCGGCUUCUAUGUGUUGUUAUUCCGCUGGACUGAAACGCCAAGCCUCCCAGGUGCUUGUUUUCUACACUGAAACCCAUCUUUGAAUUAUCAUGCACUUGCAUUCUCUCUGAAUGUUUUAUAUGCGGUGUUAAUGUGUAGCAUAUGACAUAUUCAUGUCUUUAUCCCCCACAUGUGCAGUGAUAUAAAAUAUGAUAACCUGCCAACUAGACACAGGUUUAGUGUGAUUGUACCUCAUGUCUUAUAAACCUCAGUCUUAAAUGUUGUUGUAAAAUUUUAUUCCAAAUGGACACAUCGAACAAAUCACAUUUGCAACAUUUAGAUACACCAGCACCCGAGAACAGAUGUCUGUUUUAGUAACAAAAUACAGGAUUAUGAGCAACAUCAGAGAUGUUUUACAAUAUUUAACAUCAAGUAUAAAAAGCUGCAUAAGCUUCUAAGAUAAUGCAGGACAGGCUCAAAAUGAAAUGCGCUUAUAUGAAUACUAUCUAUGAUUCAGUGAUAUAGAAAGUAUAGUUCACCCAAAAAAUUAAAAUCGUCAUGUACUCGCACUCAAGUUGUUACAAACCUGUAUGUUCUGUUGAACACACAAAGAGGAUAUUUCGAAGAAUGUU